Apis laboriosa (Himalayan honeybee) is the source of this 1326-nucleotide messenger RNA. RefSeq names its product serine/threonine-protein kinase TAO2. The record is from RefSeq and is a predicted model, not a curated record. Lineage: Eukaryota; Metazoa; Arthropoda; Insecta; Hymenoptera; Apidae. Bases 198 to 845 code for a protein of 215 amino acids. The transcript is spliced from 5 exons.
CCGACUCGGCACUCCAAAGUACACAGCCUCCGCGUUUGCAGUGGUGUGCUUUCGGUUCCCUCUACACACGAUAUUCAUUCUUCGCGGCUUCGCGCCCGUGGUAACAGUCGGCCAUCCACGUUUCCACGUUGCACGAGGGCAGCUUCCGGAAUCAAUCUUUUCGUCAAUCGACACGGCCACUCGAACCAGCUACAACCAUGAAGCUCGCUAUAUUCGCAUUCAUAGCGAUGAGCUGUCUGAUAGCCGUGGUCAGGUCGGCAGAGGAGGAAUACGAUUACGAGGAGGAGCCAGCAGCCCCGGUCACUCCAGCCCCCCCGGCCAGAUCCGGUUCCGGUAGAUUGGGGGGACUGUUGUCUUCCCGAGGUCGGGUGGGCGUCGGAAGGAAAUCAGCUGCGCCAGCCGCUCAGUCGACCACGGCGAAGGCGAUCGAGCAACCGGCCGUGGAAGCGGAGGAGGAGGAGGAGGAGGAGCUCGAGGAUAACCAAGAGCAAGAAGAGGCGCCGACCACGACCACCGAAUCUUCCAAGAAAGUUCGAGGUGGAGUCAGACCUUUCAGGUCGAAUCAAGAUUUGUUGGACGCGUUGAAGAGAAGAAGAGCUCAAGCGGGACCCACCACCUCUCAUCGGGAUACCUCUGCAACCCAAACUGCCACCGAAUCGACGACACCUAAAUCCAAAGCGACCACGCACAGCCGCAACAAAAGUAACGGCGCCACAAGCGAGACGAAAUCGACGGGGCGCGGCAGGUUUGGAGGGACGAGGGGAAGCAAACCUUUACAAGAGGAGGUGGAGGAGACUCAGCGAGAAGAGGUUCAAGUGAAACCGAAACCGUAUCGCAGAGGUUAAAUCGAAUCGCUGGGAAGAUCGCGGAUUUUCCAGCUUUGUUCGACUAACGCGGGAUGAAUUAAAUUUAAAAUUAAAAUCCAAUCACAGCGAUCGACCACGUUCUCUCGUCGAAAACUCGAUGAAAAUUUACUUUUAGACGUAUACAAUACUUGCGAGUUUCAAAAUUCAUUCUCUCUCUCUCUCUUCUCUCUUUUUUCUCUCUUUCUUCCUCUCUCUCUCUCUCUCUCUUGUAUAUCGAAUCUCCUAGCGUUUAAAAAGAAAAAAAAUUGAAACAUGACGAAAAGAGUGUGACAAAUGCGUGGACAAACCUGUAACUAUCAGUUUUGUAAUAUCUAUGUUUGCGCAUUAAUGGAGAAAGUACAUUCGAAAUGACAUGUAUAUAUAUAUAGAAGAAGGCUGCCAUUCACCGAAUACUCAAGGUACUUACUGUAUAAAUGUAAAUUAAUACAAUAAAAAUUCUAAAAAACACGCACACAAUAGU